This is a messenger RNA of Carassius carassius (crucian carp), 1451 nucleotides long. RefSeq names its product tyrosylprotein sulfotransferase 2 (gene tpst2). Gene Ontology annotation, molecular function: protein-tyrosine sulfotransferase activity. The record is from RefSeq and is a predicted model, not a curated record. Gene Ontology annotation, biological process: peptidyl-tyrosine sulfation. The coding region runs from base 143 to 1243 and encodes 366 amino acids. The transcript is spliced from 6 exons. Lineage: Eukaryota; Metazoa; Chordata; Actinopteri; Cypriniformes; Cyprinidae. Gene Ontology annotation, cellular component: Golgi apparatus.
CACAGGAAGAGAGAAGAAGACACAGUUUGUAGCUGCCAGUUAAAGAUCUGAACUGAUAGUCUGAAUGUUUUUGAACUAUAUUCACCAUUUGGCUCCACCGCAGAGCAUCGUGCAACGUUCAUUGUUUGUGGCGUGAAGUGUGAUGCGGCUGUCAGUCAAAAGGUCAGUUGUGCUCCUGCUUAUUCUCUUCGGAGCUUGUACGCUUUCUACUCUCUAUCAAGUGCUAACAUGCCCUGGAAAGGUUCCCAGAGCUCAUAUGGUGUCUAUACUGGUUCGAAACUUGAACCAGACACAGUACCGGUAUAACCAUAACACGCCCAUAGUGUUUGUGGGUGGCGUUCCACGAUCAGGGACCACCUUGAUGCGUGCCAUGCUAGAUGCCCACCCUGACAUCCGCUGCGGGGAGGAGACGCGGGUGAUCCCCAGGAUACUGUCUCUGCGACACGGCUGGGGGAGGCAGAAGGAGGAGCGCUGGGCUCUGGAGGACGAGGGAGUCAGUCAAGAGAUGCUGGACGCUGCGACUACAGCGUUCCUGCUGGAGGUCAUCGCACGGCAUGGAGAACCUGCACCACUGCUGUGCAAUAAAGACCCCUUUACACUGAAGAGUGCUGUUUAUCUGUCACACAUUUUCCCCAACUCUAAAUUCCUGCUAAUGCUCAGAGACGGCCGGGCGUCUGUGCACUCUAUGAUCUCCAGACGAGUGACUAUCUCUGGCUUCAACCUGUCCAGCUACAGGAACUGUCUGACUAAAUGGAGCAAUGCAAUCGAAGUCAUGCUCUCCCAGUGUAUGGUGGUCGGCCGGAGUCGCUGUAUGACUGUCCGCUAUGAGGAUCUGGUGCUGCAGCCAAGAGCCACCAUGCAGCGUGUGCUACGCUUUCUGAGCUCACCUUGGCAUGAAGGAGUGCUUCAUCAUGAAGAGGCCAUCGGGCAGCCAGGAGGGGUAUCACUGUCUCGAACCGAACGCUCCACGGAUCAAGUGAUCAAACCAGUUAACCUGGAAGCACUCACACGCUGGGUAGGCCACAUCCCAGCAGAUGUCCAGCAGGACAUGGACAGGAUUGCACCAAUGCUGAGCAGGCUGGGCUACAACCCCAAUGCCAAUCCACCAGAUUAUGGUCAACCAGAUCCGGAAGUGAUCAACAAUACUCAAAGGGUACUGCAAGGAGAUUUUAAAACUCCCACGAGCCUGAAAAGAUGGGCACAAGUAUCUCCAAAGUCAGUUUCUAAAGGAGGCAGAAACUGAAGAGAAACCUACAUUGAUUGCAGUAUGUGCUUGUGUUCAGCUUUGGAUAAUUCACUACCAUUUUGUGCCAUACACCGUGAAGAGCUUUCACAAGAUACUGCAACCUAAAUAGGAAAUAAUAAGAAGCAUUGUUUUUAUGCAAUAGCAGUGGUUACAUGUGGUCUGAUUUUGACAUUGCCAUAGUCUAUUAUAAUAAUUAGGCAACUUA